GUGGCAAUCACACGCUGAUUUUUCUCGACCAACCAUAAAGAUAUUGGCACUCUUUACCUAGUCUUUGGUGCCUGAGCCGGAAUAGUAGGAACUGCGCUAAGCCUCCUUAUCCGGGCCGAGCUAAGCCAACCUGGCGCUCUCCUCGGGGACGACCAGAUUUAUAAUGUAAUCGUCACGGCUCAUGCCUUUGUAAUAAUUUUCUUUAUAGUAAUACCAAUUAUGAUUGGAGGCUUUGGAAACUGGCUUAUCCCCCUAAUAAUUGGGGCCCCCGAUAUAGCCUUCCCCCGAAUAAAUAACAUAAGCUUCUGACUUCUCCCCCCAUCGUUCCUUCUUCUGCUUGCCUCCUCCGGCGUAGAAGCCGGGGCCGGAACAGGAUGAACUGUCUAUCCCCCCCUUUCCGGCAACCUAGCCCAUGCGGGUGCCUCAGUGGACCUAACAAUCUUUUCUCUACACUUGGCGGGAGUUUCUUCAAUUCUUGGGGCAAUCAACUUCAUCACCACAAUCAUUAAUAUGAAACCCCCCGCCAUCUCCCAAUAUCAAACGCCCCUAUUUGUUUGAGCAGUUCUUAUUACGGCCGUCCUACUACUCCUUUCCCUUCCCGUUCUUGCCGCAGGCAUCACCAUGCUCCUUACCGACCGGAACCUAAACACCACCUUCUUUGACCCAGCUGGGGGAGGGGACCCGAUUCUUUACCAACACUUAUUCUGAUUCUUUGGGCACCCCGAAGUCUACAUCCUUAUCCUCCCAGGAUUCGGCAUAAUCUCGCACAUUGUUGCCUAUUACUCUGGUAAAAAAGAACCCUUCGGCUACAUGGGCAUGGUGUGAGCCAUGAUAGCAAUCGGACUACUUGGGUUUAUUGUUUGAGCCCACCACAUGUUCACUGUAGGGAUGGAUGUUGACACACGUGCCUACUUCACAUCCGCUACAAUGAUUAUUGCCAUCCCCACAGGUGUAAAAGUGUUUAGCUGACUUGCUACUCUUCAUGGGGGGUCAAUUAAAUGAGAAACCCCCCUCCUUUGGGCCCUGGGGUUUAUUUUUCUAUUUACAGUGGGGGGACUAACUGGGAUCGUCUUAGCCAACUCGUCUCUUGAUAUUGUCUUGCACGAUACAUACUACGUAGUUGCCCACUUCCAUUACGUCUUAUCUAUAGGAGCUGUAUUUGCAAUUGUCGCCGCCUUUGUACACUGAUUCCCCCUCUUUUCGGGCUACACCCUCCACAGCACCUGAACUAAAAUCCACUUUGGGGUAAUGUUCGUGGGUGUAAACCUAACCUUCUUUCCUCAGCACUUCCUAGGCCUAGCCGGAAUGCCUCGCCGUUACUCAGAUUACCCGGACGCAUAUACCCUGUGAAAUACAAUUUCAUCAAUUGGCUCAUUAGUGUCCCUAGUAGCUGUAAUCAUAUUCUUAUUCAUUAUCUGGGAAGCCUUUGCUGCAAAACGAGAAGUUUCAGCAGUAGAACUAACACUCACUAACGUGGAGUGACUCCACGGGUGCCCUCCCCCAUACCACACCUUUGAAGAGCCUGCGUUCGUUCAAAUUCAACAGACUUCCCCCAUUUAUACCUCCCCCUAG
Molecule: messenger RNA, 1572 nt
Organism: Salarias fasciatus (jewelled blenny)
Lineage: Eukaryota; Metazoa; Chordata; Actinopteri; Blenniiformes; Blenniidae
Source: the annotation of a RefSeq genome assembly